AUGUCAAGUAAAUUUCCGGAAAUCGAUGCACCUCAGUCAAAUGGUGAUGACUUAGAACAUUCUGAUUUUCUUUCUCGUGAAAAGGAAUUACUUGGUGACGAGUUCAAAACGGAUCAAGAUAAAGUAUUGGAAGAAGAUAGCGAUGACGACAUAAAUGAGUUCAAAGACCAAUUCCCCGAAGUUGAAGGAAGUGAGAGCGUUAAACAGGAAUUCAAAUCUACCGAGGAUGCCGAUGACGAAGACGCCGACGUAGCCCUUGCUGAUUAUGGUGCCACUGAAAAUGUCAAAGAUUUAUCUCAAUCCACAUCCAUAAAAGAAUGGAAACAACGUAGAGAUUUGGAGAUUGAAGAAAGAGAAAAGGUCAAUUCACAAAAGAAGAAGGAUCUUCUUUCCAAAGCACAACAAACGAUUGAUGAUUUUUACGAAAACUAUAACCUGAAGAAGGACAAGCAGAUUUCCGAUGUUGAAAAAGAACAAGAGGCAUUCCUUAAAAAGAGGGACGAGUUUUUAAAACAUGGAACAUUGUGGGAUAGGGUCAAUGAGUUGAUUGAUGCAGUUGGUGGGCCUGCUGUGGAUUCAGAGGGUAAUGACAAGACCAGAUUUAGAAACUUUUUGAAAAAUUUAAAGGGCAAGGAAAAAGUACCGGGAGCUGGUGGAUAUCAAGAGUAG
Messenger RNA from Lodderomyces theae, 669 nucleotides. It is a transcript of the gene CLC1, whose product is annotated as Clc1p. Bases 1 to 669 code for a protein of 222 amino acids. Lineage: Eukaryota; Fungi; Ascomycota; Pichiomycetes; Serinales; Debaryomycetaceae. Gene Ontology annotation, molecular function: clathrin heavy chain binding; structural molecule activity. The record is from RefSeq and is a predicted model, not a curated record. Gene Ontology annotation, cellular component: plasma membrane; clathrin coat of coated pit; clathrin coat of trans-Golgi network vesicle. The transcript has a single exon. Gene Ontology annotation, biological process: intracellular protein transport; clathrin coat assembly; clathrin-dependent endocytosis.